Molecule: messenger RNA, 3068 nt
Organism: Durusdinium trenchii
Lineage: Eukaryota; Dinophyceae; Suessiales; Symbiodiniaceae
Source: the annotation of a GenBank genome assembly
CAGUGCCUGAACUUGGUUUGUGUCCAUCCCAUGGCAGAGAGGAUGUAGAGCAGAGCUGCAGGAGCUGCAGAGCUCUCAUUUGUAAUGAUGCGACUCCCCUCGCGGAGGCGGAGCAAAGUAAUGGCGCGACUGACGAAUCUGUUGCUGGAAUUUUCAAUCGCCCAAGGCACACAAAAUGCAAGACGGAUAUUUCUGGUCUUCAUCCUUUUGGUUGCUUGGAUUGGUCUCUACGGAGACCUUUUGGGUGCUGGUCUCACGGACAAGGCUUUGCGACCCGACAAGGACUCGUUCUUGGCUCGGAUGGGCUUCCAAAUCUCUGUGUUUGUGGCCACUCUUUUAGUUUGUGAGACCACUCUUAUCCUAGUGUAUGGCACCGUUGUUUAUGGCGGGAUGUUCCUUCACCAAAAGGCCUUUGUGCUGGGUUUCUUUACUUCCUGGGCGAUCUUUGCGCUGCUCAUGUUGGCAAGAUCCUCGGAAAGUCGUAGUUGGCUUCUUUACGUUGUGCCAAUCUGCACAGCGGGGCGCCUUUUGAUGAUUCCAGUGAUCCGAGCCGAGCGUGUGAAGUUCACACGGAUGGCAGAUAUGGCCAGAUGUCAAAACAUCUCCCUGGAGACGAUCCAGAAGGCUAUCCUGGAAACACCGGAGCGGGUGCUCAGUCAGAAGCAGAGACAGCGAUUGUUACGCCUUGCAGAGCAACAAGAUCUGAAUCAACAGCGGCCGUUCUGGGAAGAAGCUGAUGUGAGUCGGUUCCUACGCGAUGCUGGUGCAGAGCUUUCAGAGCACAGUGGCGCAGCAGGCACUGCAGCAUUGCUCACUGGUGUAGUUUCCCGGCUUGGUGGCACUUCUGCCUUCAACAAUUACGGUAUUUUUGCGACUUUCAACAGUGGACGCUACUAUCUGCUGACCAGUGACCCUGCAAACUUCCUUCUAUUUAGUGUGGCAUGCUUCUUGGAUGGCUGCAUUGGUCCAUUGCAGGCCGAUUUAAUUUCGUUGCUGACGAGUGCUAUCAUCACACAAAACGAGACUGCGGCAAUUCAGCAGAUUGCUUUUUAUGUCGGUAGCCUUCUGCUGAACCUUGUGUGCUACAUUGCCCUGGUGAGAUCUUAUUCACAUAUUCUGGCGAGAGGUACAGCAUGGGUUCAGAUCCAGGUUGCUGAGAAAAUGUUGGCCAUGAGCUCGAAGUAUGCGAGUACCUACGGCUCAGGCUCCAUCAACGCAACCUUUGCGUCAGACAUUCUGCGACUGCAGGAUCUUUGGACAGGUAUCAUGUGGUCGUUGCUGUCACCCUUAUUCCGUGUCUUGAUCACCAUCAUUUAUGCCUUCACCGUCUCCCCACAGGUGGGCGUUCUGGCACUAUCGGUCUUCCCAAUCAUCUUUGUAACCGUGCCACAGGGCUCCUCUUCUGUUCUGGCGGCCUCGUAUUCGAUGGCGGCCGCAGAGACCAUUGACAUUUUUCAGAAUGGUGUCAACUGUCAGCGCAUGCUGUGGCAAUGUGAUCGGCAACACUACUGGUUUUUGCAGUAUUUGCUGCCUAUGAUCAAAGAUCAGGAAACAAAACACUACGAGAUGCGAAAGAGAGGUGGCAUCGUGCAGGGUUACGUGCAGCAGCUCGUAAACAUGUUCGUGGCCGUGCAUAUCGUCAUUCUGGCCUGGCUGGCGGUGAAGGGCGGCAUCACUGUGGCGGAGUUCACGGGCUUCGUGUCACUCCUCUCCUCCCUGGCUGCGCCGUCUAUCAGCCUGGGCUCCUUCUAUCGAGUUGCAGUGAGCUGCGCUGGCUCUGUGCAGCGAAUUGAUGAGUUUCUUGACCAGGAGUCUUUGCCCCUGCUGAAGACCAAAGUAGUCCUGGGCAGGGCAAAUGGUGCCGACAGCCCUGUUUCGCAUUCGCAACCUGACUGGGAGAGGCAAAUCUCGCCCAUGCAGUAUGGAGAUUUGGACGUCAGCCGCUUGUCCUUCUGCUACCCUGGAAGAAAUGAAUUUGCGAUCCACGACGUCUCCUUCAACAUACCGGCUGGCAAGUUUGUGGCACUUGUCGGUGGCAGCGGCUGCGGCAAGUCGACAUUGCUGUCUUUGCUAAUGACGUGGCUAUGCCCAAGUGAGGGCACAAUCAGCUUGGGAGAGGAAGUGAGCUUCAACCCUUGGCUAGGAGAUUUUCAUAAGUCAGCACGGCGACUUCGGAAGAGCAUUUCUGUUGUCUUUCAGGACAAGACCCUACUUCGGGGCUCAGUUCUCGACAACAUUCUGAUCAGUGCUCCAACUGGGACCACCCGGCAAGAUGCCAAGUGGGCAGCAGAGUUGGCAGGCUGUGCCGACUUCAUCACCUCCAGCCUGCCCAAAGGUUAUGAUACCAUGCUGGGCGGUGCCGAUGGUGUGACACUCAGUGGUGGGCAGGCGCAGCGACUUUGCAUAGCUCGCGCGUUGUGCCGGAAACCGGCUUUGCUGCUGCUGGAUGAAGCCACAUCUGCAUUGGAUGCCGCCACAGAGCGACACGUGCUGCAGACGAUCUCCAGCCUUCGAAGCAAUCAUCCGGAGGCGGUGGAGGGCUAUGACCACGAUUGUGCAAGUGUAGGUGUGUAUAUGAUUGAUAUUUGAUUUCCACAAAUACAGUGCUAUCCUCGGAAUCUCCACCAGCAGCUAGCCAACUACUUCAUGGCUGACUAGAUAUCCUGCGAUACAACCUUGGAACAACUUCGCAGGAGUUUGGGAGGCUUACCAUCAUUUCUGUGACACACCACCUCCAUACCCUUGAGUACUGCAACAUGGUGGUACACUUGAAAAGUGGUGGCCGCAUCGAUCACAUCGAGCAGAGGCAGCUGUAGGACCCCCCGUUAUUUUGCCUUGGAAACGCUGAGAUUGCUUGGCGGCCAUGAGAUGUUUCUUGGCUUGAGUCAAGAAGUGCUUUGCCUGAUUUGUCAGUCGCCAGAGUGCUUCGACCUGAGCUUCCAGAGUUGAUUCGCUCAUUUUCUUUGAUUUAUACGUCGAGAAGAACAGCAAGCACUUUUGCCGAAAAGGCCUCAUCCAAAGUGCGGGCAAAGCAAAGCAUGGCAAAGGAAUACAUACAGAAUACUGGC